GUCGAAAGGAGGCGCCAAAUGCAUGCUUCGUUCUAGAUUAAUAAAGUCUACACGCUUACAUCAUGUAAUUCAUAUAUAACUUACCGUCCUUCAUCCUCCUUGAUCAAUAAAGCCUUAUCUUCUUUUUGUACAAUCAUUCAUUCAUUCAUUUCCAAACCAUCACAUUCUUUUAAAAUAUCGUCAAAAUGAAGUUCACGCAGGUCGCGCUUCCACUCCUUUUCUCUACUGCAGCAAUAGCAGCACCAGUUGCCGACAAGACUUUGAAAGCUAGAUCGACUCAAAUCUGUGGUCAAUGGGACUCUGUUCCUACUGGUGCAUACACGGUUUACCAAGAUCUUUGGGGUGAGGCUCAAGCAUCAUCUGGAUCCCAAUGUACGACUGUCGAUUCAUUGAGUGGUACCACUAUCGCCUGGUCAACAUCUUGGAGUUGGGCUGGUGCAUCGAGCAGCGUUAAGUCAUAUGCGAAUGUGGCUCUUCAAUCGGUUGCUACCGCUGGUGUUCAAGUUUCUUCUAUUUCUAGCAUUCCUGCUGUUUGGAAAUGGGGGUAUGUACAUAUUUUCUCUGUUGAUCUCAUGGAACACUCCUAAUGAUAUUGUUAGAUACACUGGAUCAUCCAUCGUCGCUGACGUAUCUUGGGAUCUUUUCACCGCCGCCACAGCCGACGGAACAAACCAAUAUGAAAUCAUGAUCUGGUUAGCCGCCAUCGGAGGAGCCGGACCAAUUUCCUCCACCGGUUCCCCAGUUGCUACCGCUAGCAUUGCCGGUCAUCAAUUCAGCUUGUACUCUGGACCCAACGGGGACACCACCGUUUAUUCUUUCGUUGCUUCUACCCAAAUCACCGAUUUCAGUGGUGACCUCAUGGAUUUCUUGAACUACUUGGCUACCAAUGAGAACUGGUCCAAGAGUCAAUAUCUCAAGGUUUUGCAAGCUGGAACUGAACCUUUUACUGGUAUGCAUUUUGUUUUAUGCAUUUUGAUCCAUCAGUAAUACUAACAAGACACUAGGUUCCAACGCCGUCUUCACGGUCUCAGACUACAGCGUUUCCGUCUCAACAGGAAGCUCAACCACACCAUCAUCCACAUCCACCGCACCACACCAACCAGUAACCACCACCGCUUCUGCAACCACCAAACCCGUCAUACCUACUAAACCAGUAACUACUACUUCUACCACAACUACUACUUCUACUACUUCCACCACAUCUAGUACACCUACCGCUACUUCUACUCCUGCAUCUGGAUCGGGAUCGGGAUCGGGAUCGGUUCCUUUGUACGGAAAUUGUACGGGGGGAAAAUCUUGUUCUGAGGGUACUUGUGUUGUGCAGAAUCCUUGGUACUCGCAAUGUGUUUCUGCUUAAGGAAGUGGAUUUUUGACACUACCAAUUAAAUAACGUUACACAUCGAUUGAUUCGAUUAGUUUAGGAGGGAUUUUUAGUGUGGAUAUAUAUACUAUAUGAUUUGGUGUUUAUGUUCUUAUUCUUAUGGAUGAGGAUGUUUUUUAUGCUUCUUUGAUGGAUGGAUGAUUGAUGUGGAUAUACAUAUACUAUCUGUUUGUCUAUCUGGCAUCAGUGGAUUUUGGUAUAUAUUUUUAGUUUUUCUGAAUAAGAACUAAGUUGUUUAUUAAAUGAGUAGAGUAUA
Molecule: messenger RNA, 1637 nt
Organism: Sclerotinia trifoliorum
Lineage: Eukaryota; Fungi; Ascomycota; Leotiomycetes; Helotiales; Sclerotiniaceae
Source: the annotation of a GenBank genome assembly